Molecule: messenger RNA, 2268 nt
Organism: Onychostoma macrolepis
Lineage: Eukaryota; Metazoa; Chordata; Actinopteri; Cypriniformes; Cyprinidae
Gene: mettl21e
Product: methyltransferase like 21e
Exons: 5
Coding region: 352-1104 (250 amino acids)
Biological process (GO): peptidyl-lysine methylation
Cellular component (GO): cytosol; cytoplasm
Molecular function (GO): protein-lysine N-methyltransferase activity
Source: RefSeq, a predicted model, not a curated record
CCGCGCGAGGCUGCUGGUUUUUAAAUGUAUUUAUUAUUUUUUUGCGAUAGCUGUGAAGAUUGUAAGUUACGUUAUCGCUACAUUACUUCGCUACGCUUUGCAAAAUGCUCCUCAGCCUCGACCUUAACAUUUGUCUCAGAUCUCAGUAAGCUAUUACUCUGACAUCAAGUCGAUUUGAGAACUGUUCGACCUACAAGUACAGCAUAGUGUUUAAUGUACAGUAAUAUUAGCAUCGCUCAGCGCUAAGCUAUAGAUGCUGAGUUCGAGUCACUUUGGUCGGAACAAGAUGGCGAUUUAACUUUUCUACAUAAAAUUCAACGAUUUUUUUAAAGUCUACAUCUACGUGAACGAAUGAAGAAUGUGCAUCAGUGUGUUUUUUUUUUCUUUUUCCGUUUUUAUUUAGUUUACGAAGACGCACAAAUGGAGCCGGAUGAAAACAACGAGGACGCUGAACUGGCAGCGGCGAUUAUGAAGAGACACUUUCGUCCGUCGCUGAUCAGAACCGAAGCGUGGGAAGGAUACGAGUUCGCAGACAUGGAGAUCAAAAUCACGGAGUCGACGGAUUGUUACGGGGCCGUUCUGUGGCCCUCGGCCAUGGUGCUGUGUCACUUCCUCGACACUCACCAAGAGGAGUAUAACCUGACGGACAAGAACAUCAUCGAGCUGGGCGCCGGAACCGGCCUCGUUACCAUAGUAACCAGCCUCCUGGGUGCAAAGGUGACGUCCACAGACCUGCCGGAUGUUCUGAGUAACCUGAGACACAAUGUACAGCGCAACACCAGAGAGCUCUGCAGACACGAGCCGCUUGUGAGCGAGCUCAGCUGGGGCAAACAGCUGGAGGAGCGAUUCCCGCGGGACACCUGUCACUUCGACUACAUCAUGGCCGCAGAUGUGGUGUAUGCGCAUCCGUACCUGCAGGAGCUGAUGGAGACCUUCAUGCACCUGAGCUCAGACGACACCGUCAUCCUGUGGGCCAUGAGGUUCCGUCUGGAUCCGGAGAACAGCUUCGUGGACACCUUUGAGAAGCACUUUCACCUGGAGGAACUUUACAACCUGCCCAGCCUGCGAAUAAAGCUGUACCGCGCGCAAAAACGACGCGUUUGACCUGAAGGGCCCCUAAUAUAUUAACAGAACUGUAACUGUAAUAUACUGCAGAAAUAGAAACUGGGAGGGUUGAGAUAAGUGAAUUAAUUAACCACAAUUCAUUUUGUGAUUCCAGAAGUUUCAAGAAUGGCUAAAACCUAAAAUAAAAACAACAGUUACUGAUGAGAAAAUUAUAUACGAUUUCCGUUCACAUCAUUGCAUCAGUGUCUCAGCAAUGGAUGCUCUGCAGUGAAUGGGUGCCGUCAGAACGAGAGUCUGAUAAAAACAUCACAAUAAUCCACAGCACUCCAGUCCAUCAGUUAACAUCUGGAGAAGACAAAAGCUGAAACAAAAGAGGUUUUAAACUCAAAUAAGUCCAUAAUCCAUAAUAACUCUUCCUCCAGUGAAAAGUGUUCUGGUCUGAAUCAGGGCAGAAAUCUGCACAGAUCAAGCACUGUUUACAAGCCAAAUAUGGCUGGAUUGUGAUGUGAGAGACAACAGCAGAUGCACUUUUUCACUGCAGGAAGCGUUAUUAUGGAUUAUGGACUCAUAUUUUUUAGUUAAAAAUGUCUUAAUGCUGGAUUAGUUUCAGCUUUUGUCUUCUCCAGAUGUUAACUGAUGGACUGGAGUGCUGUGGAUUAUUGUGAUGUUUUUAUCAGACUCUCGUUCUGACGGCACCCAUUCACUGCAGAGCAUCCAUUGCUGAGACACUGAUGCAGAGACACAUUUCUACAAACCUGAUGAAGAAACACUCAUCCUGAUCUUUUAAUCAGUUUUAAUUUUUUAGUGAACUCUUCCUUUAAGUUUCCAUCAAUAAUAUGUAAUAAUGUAACAAAGAAGCAUCACUGUUGUGACCAGUGGAGAAGCACUGGAUGGUAAAUUUGACCUUUGGUCCAAGAGUGUAGCAGAUUCCCCACAAUCCACUGCAAACUCUCAAACAAACGCAACAUUCAGAAAUCAAAUUUCAUGUUUACUUACAUUUCUGCAGUCCAUGUAAAUGUAUGAUCUUUGUAAGUCAAUCAGUUGUGAGCAGUGAUGUUAUUUUCAUGUGAUCAUGUUUUUCAUUACAUUCACUCUCUUAAGUUUUGAAGACUUUUUGAUACAGAAAUUUUACUUUUACAACAUGAGCAUUUUCAGUACUUGGAAAUAAACAUGAAUCGUUCUGAUGAAAAUACCGAGUCAGGU